CCUCUUUAAUCUCACCGGCCAAUCUCUCUUCUUGUUUCAAUCUUCGUUUGAAUUAUUUUUAUAUAUUUGUUUUCAAUGGUUUUCUUAAAGUUAAAAACACUAACAAACAAAAAGUAAGAAAGGAAGAAAAUUUGGUUUUCAAAGAUGAAACCUUGACCCAUUUUGGCUCCAAUGAACAAUGAAGCCCUUGCCUUUCAUUUCAUUUUCACUUGUGGUGUACCUCUCUGACACUUCUCAUUUUUUUUACAUUUCACCCCAUUAGUAGUUUCUGUGAAAUUCUUGCCGGCAAUCUCUUUCAUCUUUCUUUAUUCGUUACGUUCUAAUCUGUAACAACGGAACCCCAAAAAAACAAUGGCAUUUCUCUGGUUUUUGCUCUUUUCUUUCAGCUUCACACUCUCAAAAUCCUCCACUCCCGACUCUGCUAUUCUUCUGAGCUUCAAAGACUCCAUUUUUUAUGACCCUUCAAACCUUUUAUCCACUUGGAACUCUUCUUCAAGUCACUGCUCAUGGUAUGGUGUCAAAUGCGCUAACUCCUCUGAUAAAGUGAUAGCUUUGUCGCUUCCCCACAAUGGGCUUUCCGGGGAGAUCCCUGGUGUUAUUGGAGACCUUAAGUUUUUGCAGGUUCUCCAAGUCCAAGGCAACAAAUUUUCCGGCCAGAUUCCGGUCCAGAUAAGCUCUAUCUCUUCUCUCAAUGUUCUCAACUUGUCUUUCAACUCGUUUUCCGGUCAUAUACCAGAUAAACUCAUCGGUAACAGCAACUUGAAAGUUAUCGACUUGUCCAAUAAUCUGUUUUCUGGUAGGAUUAGCGUUGAUAAUUCUAGCAGGUGUGAGUUUUUGACUCAUUUGAGCCUGUCUAAUAACUCUCUUGUUGGCAAUAUACCCCCUGAGAUUGGAAAUUGCAAAAACUUGAGGACUUUGUUGCUUGAUUACAACCUUUUAGAAGGCAAGAUUCCAGCUGAAAUAGGCCAAAUUACUGAGCUUCGGGUUCUAGAUGUUUCUAGGAACAGUCUCACUGAUGAAAUUCCAAAGGAGAUAGCAGACUGUAAGAAAUUAUCAGCUCUUGUGCUAACCAAUUUGAUAGAUUUCGGUUCUGAUGCGAAAACAAGUUACAUGGAUGGUUUUCGAGGAGAAUUCAAUGCAUUCGACCUCGGUGUUCCUUUUGAACUAUUUUCCCAUUCUAGUUUGGAGGUCUUGUGGGCGCCAAGAGCCAAUCUUCGAGGGCGGUUGCCCGCUAAAUGGAGUGAGUUUUGCUCACUCAGGGUCCUAAAUUUGGGGCAGAAUUACUUUGAUGGUAUGAUACCAGAAAGCAUUGUGAUGUGCAAGAGCCUUACUUUCUUGGAUUUGAGUUCCAAUAAUUUGUUUGGGUACCUUCCUUGGAAGCUAAAUGUUCCUUGUAUGACAUACUUUAACAUUAGUAGGAAUAAUAUUUCUGGUAAUAUUCAUGGAUACAACAGGAAAGGCAGCUGUGAUGGUUCCAUGGUUUCUCAAGUUCUAGCGUCUAGUUCCACAUGGGUUGAAUUCAAGUAUGGUAAUCUUCCUUUUUGGGGUUCUAAGAUGGGGUUGAUGAUGGAUGAGAGUUUUGCAGUAGUCCAUGAUCUAAGCUGGAAUAGUUUCACUGGCUCGAUACCGGUGUUCUUCAUCGCAGAUCAGUUAUUGGCUAGUGAUAGUAAAUUUUCAUACAGGUUGCUACUGAAUAAUAACAUGUUCAACGGUUCUUCUCAUAAGGAGCUAAUAUCUGAUUGUGAUAAGCUGCAGAGUGUCUCGGUUAACUUGAAUGAAAACAAGAUAGUAGGUGGGAUGGGGAAGACCUUUUUUCUUGAUUGUGUACGGCUAAUAGAGUUUGAAGCAGCAUAUAAUCAGAUUGAGGGAUCCAUAGAUCCUUGUAUUGGCAACUUGACGAUGCUUGAAUGGCUAGACCUUAGAGGAAAUAGACUCUCUGGAUCUUUGCCAAAUCAGUUGGGGAAGUUGAAGAACCUGACAUGGAUAUCUCUUGGAGAGAACAACUUAAGUGGAGAAAUUCCACCCGAACUCGGUCAAUUGGCAUUGCUUAAGGUUCUUGAUCUUUCCCACAAUUUUCUUACAGGAUCCAUCCCUGCUAGCCUAACAAAUGCUGGAAAUCUUGAAACCAUUUUACUCGACCACAAUCGGCUUUAUGGGGAAAUACCCCCAUCUUUCUCUUUGCUUUCUCAUCUGACUGUUUUGGACCUUUCUUUUAAUGACCUUUCCGGUUCGAUACCAAGACUCCAGCAUCAGACUAAUUGCAGUUCCUUUAGAGGUAAUAGACUUUUGCAGGAGUGUUUAUUUUCUGCGGUACCCCCGGGCGGGCCUAGGGGUCCAUCUAAAUUUCAGAAAGGGAGGAAUUCGGAACCUCUCAUAAUUGCAGCCAUAACUUCUGCUUUUGUUCUGCUUUGUAUGGUUGCAGUGGUUGUAAUUAUCUGUCGAUUUAGAAGGAAAAAGGUUAGAAGACUUGGUGCUCUUGAAGAAAAAGUGGUGGUGACUUUUGCUGAUGCUCCAAAUGAGCUGAAUUAUGAUAAUGUAGUUAGUGCUACAGGUAACUUUAGUACCCGAAACCUCAUUGGUAUGGGUGGAUUUGGAUCAACGUACAAAGCAGAGUUGGUCCCAGGCUAUCAUGUAGCUGUAAAGAAGCUUUAUAUUGGUCGAUUUCAAGGUGUUCAGCAAUUUGAUGCAGAGAUAAGAACACUAGGAAGAAUUCGACAUAAGAACCUUGUAACUCUUAUUGGAUAUUAUGUUGGGGAAAAUGAAAUGUUUUUAAUUUACAAUUACCUUUCUGGUGGAAACCUUGAGACUUUCAUUCAUGACAAGUCCGGAAAAAACGAACAGUGGUUAGUUAUCUACAAUAUAACAGUGGAUAUAGCUCAGGCUCUUGCUUACCUCCAUUACUCGUGUGUUCCCCGGAUAGUUCAUCGAGACAUCAAGCCAAGCAACAUUCUGCUUGAUGAAAAUCUUAAUGCCUUCCUCUCGGACUUUGGGUUGGCUAGGCUUUUAGAAGUUUCGGAGACCCAUGCCACCACAGAUGUUGCUGGCACAUUUGGUUAUGUAGCACCAGAAUAUGCAACAACAUGCCGGGUCUCCGACAAGGCAGAUGUGUACAGUUUUGGUGUUGUAAUGUUAGAAUUGCUGUCAGGAAAGAAGUCCCUUGAUCCAUCAUUUUCCGAGUAUGGAAAUGGAUUCAACAUUGUUGAAUGGACCAAGUUGUUGGUCAAGGAAGGGCGUCCUUCAGCGGUGUUCUCUGCUCAAUUGUGGGAAACUGGACCUAGGGAGAAUCUCUUGGGAAUGCUUAGGCUUGCAUAUGCCUGUACAGCGGAGACACUUUCUGUUCGGCCAUCAAUGAAGCAAGUUCUUGAAAAAUUAAAGCAUUUGAAAAACUGAAAAAGAAAAUGAUGACAGGAAACAAAAAAUUGGCUUUUGUCCGCAGAUUCUUCUGCUUCCAUAUGUCGAAAUGAGAUGACAUUGGAAUGGAACACUAUUCAGUCUUGCCUCGGCAGCCAUAUUAAUUGAUGAUCUUUUAUCACGUUUCCUAAGAACGGAUUUGCAGACGGUUGUUGACAUAGUGCAAUUGCAUAGUUCAUACUAAAACAUCAAUGAACAUUACAGCUACGAAUAAUGGCAACUUGGAUCGUCAUUAUUUCUAGAUUCAAUACAAAUACAUGUAGAUGAUAGGUUGAUUGUAAGUAAUAGAAGUAUAUGAUAUGCAGCAAUUAUGGUGAUGACAUUAUUACUGCAAAACUGUCAAAUGUGGCAGUGACUAUUUGUUUCACACUUUGAAAUUCUUUGUAAAUAUUUAAAUACAAAGUCCUUGUCA
Messenger RNA from Gossypium raimondii (Peruvian cotton), 3823 nucleotides. Its product is annotated as LRR receptor-like serine/threonine-protein kinase RPK2. Gene Ontology annotation, molecular function: ATP binding; protein kinase activity; protein binding. The record is from RefSeq and is a predicted model, not a curated record. Gene Ontology annotation, biological process: protein phosphorylation. Bases 352 to 3390 code for a protein of 1012 amino acids. Lineage: Eukaryota; Viridiplantae; Streptophyta; Magnoliopsida; Malvales; Malvaceae. The transcript has 3 exons.